Molecule: messenger RNA, 1794 nt
Organism: Penicillium roqueforti
Lineage: Eukaryota; Fungi; Ascomycota; Eurotiomycetes; Eurotiales; Aspergillaceae
Exons: 5
Coding region: 1-1794 (597 amino acids)
Biological process (GO): malate metabolic process; pyruvate metabolic process
Cellular component (GO): mitochondrion
Molecular function (GO): malate dehydrogenase (decarboxylating) (NAD+) activity; NAD binding
Source: RefSeq, a predicted model, not a curated record
AUGGCUCCCUAUCCUUCUCAGCAACGGGCGCAUACCACCUCGGCUCCCUUUGUGAAUCAUGCCUUGCCUGCUAACGCCAACUUCGAUACCGCCAACCCUGCAUACAUCCGCAAGUACCUCCGCACCUACGGCCUCACGCCUCCUCGCACCGAGAGCUACGAGACGCAAAGGACCCGAUGCCUGGCACAGCUGGGUCUGAAGAGCACACCUAUCGAAAAAUUCCUAUACCUUAGCACUUUGCGCAAGAACAAUGUGCACCUGUUUUACCGUCUGGUGACAGACCAUCUCAGGGAAAUGACCCCCCUGAUCUAUACCCCAGUGGUGGGCGAGGCCUGCCAACGGUGGUCCGAGAUUUACCAACAGCCCGAAGGUAUGUACCUGAGCUGGGAAGAUCGCGGGAAUCUGGCUUCGGUCAUCGCCAAUUGGCCUGAACCUAGCGUCGAGAUCACAUGUAUCACGGAUGGCUCCCGCAUCCUCGGACUGGGUGAUCUGGGCAUCAACGGCAUGGGUAUCCCCAUCGGCAAGUUGGCGCUUUACACCGCCUGUGCGGGUAUUCGUCCCGAGGUCACCCUGCCUCUGACUCUCGAUCUGGGCACUGGUAACAAGACCCUCCGGGAAGACCCGCUGUACAUGGGGAGCCGCCGCGAGAAGAUCUCACCCGAGGAGGAGCGGGAGUUCUUGGACGAGCUGAUGGCUGCUCUUACCGAGCGCUGGCCCGGUAUCGUCAUCCAAUUCGAGGAUUUCAAGAACCCCUUCCCUGCUCUUCGGCGGUACCGUGACAUGUACACCUGUUUCAAUGAUGACAUACAGGGUACUGGCGCUGUCAUCCUUGGCGGUAUCAUCAACGCUGUCAAGCGCUCCGGUCUGCCCUGCAAGGACCACCGUGCCGUGUUCUUCGGCGCUGGCAGUGCCGGUGUCGGCGUCGCCCGCCAGAUCGUCGAGUUCUUCAUGCGCGAAGGCAUGACUGAGGACGAAGCCCGCAACUGCUUCUACCUUGUCGACACCAAGGGUCUUGUCACCGCUGACCGCGGUGACAAGCUCGCCGACCACAAGGUCUACUUUGCCCGCGGUGACAACAACGGCGAGCAGUACAAGACUCUUGAAGAGGUCAUCGACUACGUCAAGCCCUCCAUCCUGAUGGGUCUCUCCACCAUGGGCGGCGUCUUCACCCCGGAGAUCCUGCGCAAGAUGGCUGACUGGAACACCGCCCCUCUCAUCUUCCCCCUCUCCAACCCUUCCUCUCAGUCCGAGUGUGACUUUGAGACUGCCAUCGCCAACACCGACGGCCGCUGCCUCUUCGCCUCCGGCUCCCCCUUCCCCAACUACACUUUCACCAACUCCGCCGGCGAGACCCGCACCUACUACCCCGGCCAGGGCAACAACAUGUACGUGUUCCCUGGUAUCGGCCUAGGCAGCAUCUUGUCCAAGGCCGUCCGCGUCACAGACAGUAUGAUCUACGCCUCUGGCGAGGCCCUCUCCGCUGCCCUCACCGGCGAGGAGCUCGAGCGCGGCCUGCUCUACCCCGAUAUCACCCGCAUCCGCGAGGUCAGUGUCGUCGUCACCCGCAAGGUGAUGCGCGCUGCCCAGGAGGACAAGGUGGACCGCGAGAUUGCGCUGCGCUCUAUGGGCGACGCCGAGCUGGACAACUGGAUCAAGGCCCGCAUGUAUGACCCUCACACAGAGGUCCGUGCUCUGGAGAGCGAGGUCGGCCACCUCCUCUCUAAUCUAGGAACGAUCUCGCCACCCAUCACGGCGACUGGCUCCCCAACUGAGGAGAAGAAUGCCAAGUUGUAA